AGAACUUCUGAAGAGUACAAAGAAGGAAAAACAGACCAAAAGGGGUGGAGGCUUGGAAACAGGGUGUGCCAGCCUCUAUUUAAAAAGGUCUGUGUCCCCGCUCUCCUCACACAUCCUUCUCUUCCUUUCUCUCUCGACCUUCACACAAACUCGCCACCAUGUCAGGGCUCAUCCAGGCAAUGCAAAUUCUUAAGACUGUCUUUGACAAAUAUGCUGGGAAAGAAGGAGACAAAAACACUCUGACCAAGGCCGAACUCGCUGACCUGCUCCGCGCUGAGCUUGGACUUGGAGGCUCAAACAAAGCCGAUGUGGACAAGUUUUUCAGCGCUCUGGAUAACGACAGUGAUGGUACUGUUGAUUUCCAGGAGUACAUCACUUUUGUAGCAGCCCUCAACUGCAUGAUGUGUUCUUCAAAGUAAAUACUUUGGCCAUGUUGUCUAAGAACAUUUUUGUCUUAUUUGAUCCAUACUAAAUAAAAAAAAAAAAAAAAAAAAAAAAAAACAACAACCGUUCUCUCUAACUUGUACCAGUAUGACAGCCGCAUCUGUAAAAUAAACAUAUUCACUAUCAUAUGAAAACAUUGGGAAACACACAGGAUUAAUCGUAGAUGGAAAGUUAACGUUGGUUUGAAGGAUGUGAAUGUGCUGAGUGUGUAUCACUGAUUCUGAAUGUCAGAAGUGACUAAUAAAGAAACCAAAACAAA
This is a messenger RNA of Scatophagus argus, 703 nucleotides long. Its product is annotated as ictacalcin-like. The transcript has 3 exons. Bases 159 to 419 code for a protein of 86 amino acids. The record is from RefSeq and is a predicted model, not a curated record. NCBI's taxonomy places the organism in Eukaryota, Metazoa, Chordata, Actinopteri, Scatophagidae. Gene Ontology annotation, molecular function: calcium ion binding; transition metal ion binding.